This is a messenger RNA of Erpetoichthys calabaricus (reedfish), 2139 nucleotides long. It is a transcript of the gene nkx2-1, whose product is annotated as NK2 homeobox 1. NCBI's taxonomy places the organism in Eukaryota, Metazoa, Chordata, Cladistia, Polypteriformes, Polypteridae. The coding region runs from base 484 to 1533 and encodes 349 amino acids. Gene Ontology annotation, molecular function: DNA-binding transcription factor activity, RNA polymerase II-specific; RNA polymerase II cis-regulatory region sequence-specific DNA binding. The record is from RefSeq and is a predicted model, not a curated record. Gene Ontology annotation, biological process: cell differentiation; regulation of transcription by RNA polymerase II. The transcript is spliced from 2 exons. Gene Ontology annotation, cellular component: nucleus.
UUAAUAAAUAAAAUAAUAGCAACAGUAGCAUAAUCAGUCAAACGAAAUUACAGGUGAUUUGGUAGAAGCCUCGUGUGGUUGCUUUGCGGGAUUUGGCGUAAUGCUAACUUAAGUCGCAUCUGCUCAUUUAGCAUUACCUUCAGGAUACAGAAAUUUGACAAGCGAAAAGUUCAAGGUGUUUACCUUGUCAUGAGCACGUAAGCUAAUUAUCCUGGGCAGAGAUGUGGAGAGGGACCCAUUGUCUUGUUGCCCUGGCUUCCUAUGCUCCGCCUCUGGUGGCAGCCUUAAACCUGGCGCCUGGCUAAAACAAACGAAAGGCAGCUCAGAGUCUCCACUCAAUCCAAUUAAGGCGGACUUCAGCUACUCUCUUACGUGUUCAUCCAACAAGAUCGACGCUGAGACAACAGUACCGCAGCUUUGGCGAAAAAAAAAAAAAUAUCUGCCUCGCCUUCUAAUUUUUUUUUCCCCUCCGGCCACAGAACAAUGUCGAUGAGCCCCAAGCAUACGACUCCUUUCUCAGUUUCUGAUAUUUUGAGUCCCCUAGAGGAGAGCUACAAGAAAGUGAGCAUGGAGGGCAACAAUUUGGGGGCUCCCCUGGCAGCUUACCGGCAACCUCAGGUCUCUCAGGCAGCCAUGCAGCAGCAUCACAUGGGGCACAACGGGACGGUGCCCGCCACCUACCACAUGGCAGCCGCGGGGGUGCCGCAGCUUUCUCACACAGCCAUGGGGGGCUACUGCAACGGUAAUCUGGGAAAUCUGGCCAACAUGAGCGAGCUUCCGCCUUACCAAGAGAGCAUGAGGAACAGCGCCUCGGCAACUGGCUGGUACGGGGCAAACCCAGACCCACGUUUCUCUACAAUUUCUCGCUUCAUGGGCCCAUCCUCCGGGAUGAACAUGAGUGGAAUGGGCAGUCUUGGCUCUCUGGCAGAUGUCAGUAAAGGCAUGGCACCCUUGCAGAGCACACCCAGGAGAAAACGCAGAGUACUGUUCUCGCAAGCCCAGGUAUACGAAUUGGAAAGGCGGUUUAAGCAGCAGAAAUAUCUUUCGGCGCCUGAAAGGGAACAUUUGGCAAGCAUGAUCCAUCUCACUCCCACUCAGGUUAAAAUCUGGUUUCAGAAUCACCGGUACAAGAUGAAGAGGCAAGCCAAAGACAAGGUGACUCAGCAACAGAUGCAGCAGGACACCAGCUCUUGUCAACAGCAGCAGCAGUCCCCAAGGCGCGUGGCGGUGCCUGUGCUUGUGAAAGACGGCAAACCUUGCCAAGGAGGCACAACAACCUCAACAACGUCCAUUCAGGGUCAUCAUCAGCAGGCCACCGGUGCCAUUUCAGUAGCGACUAAUAGCUCUGGGAUUGGUCAACACCAAAGCCACCAGGCUGGUAGUACGGGGCAUUCGCCAGAUCUCGGUCAGCAUUCAUCCAGCCCUUCAUCGCUGCAGAGCCAGGUGUCCAGUUUGUCUCAUCUAAACUCUUCUAGUUCAGAUUAUGGCACCGCCAUGCCGUGCUCCGCACUAUUAUAUGGUAGGACCUGGUGAGUUUUAGUAUAACUGAAAAAAGAUGUGUGUCUCAGACGGACAGGGGCUUUCCUGCGACGCCCAAGAAAGCAAUUUGCAUCUCCGCGUGGAUAUGUAGGCGACUGCUUGUGGACCGAAAGCGACGAAGGGUCACUUUGUAAGCCAGAAAUCCGUGUGGAGUUCUAAGGGGGAUCUAUCUUAAUGUGAACGAGAUUUGCAGCUUCAGGAAACUUACAUAGAAACCUGAAUGUGUAGAAGCUGACAUGUAAAUACGCACCACAAUGAAGAGACAAAAGGAACAAAUCUAAACAGUGUUAAAAAGAAGGAGAAUACCCUUCACACGCGGGCACACAAAGACAUUAACUGGGUAAAAUAAAGUGGUUCCGAAUUUUAAUAGAAUUUUAUGUAAAACGUAGCUGUAUAUUUCUGUAUAAGGUUUGGAAUGAAAACAUAGUUUUUAGCAAUAUGUAUAUUAUGUUGUAAAAAGUUUUUAUGGACUUGAAAGGUUGCUUGUACUAUAACUGAGUUAAAUUGUUAUUUGACCACGUAAGUUUCUUUUUUUUCUCCUGUAACUUAUAUAGAUAUUUGACUGAAAUAUAGUCACACGAAGCUUCUAAUAAAUUAUGA